AUGGCCGAGUCCAGCCCCACUUCUACAUCGCUCACCGAUCAGACGCCACAAUCUACAAGUAGCUCAUCAUCAACUGCUGAUGUACUGCCCAAGGAGAUUGAUGUAAUCGAGGAAGCAGGAAUUUUGUCUCUGCGGAAGACGAAGUCUAAAGCGUCCGUGAUAUCUAGAAGGGUGAGACAGGCAGUAUUUGACACUGGCGCUCCGACAGUGGUAGAUAGCCAGGGACAAAAGAUUUUGUCCUUUACAUUCAAUGAUCCGGACGACCCACGCAAUUGGCCCAAAGCUGCCACACUUGGACCUCAACUUGGACCCCUGAUAUCCGGCUUCCUUGCCCCUUUUUCUUGGCGGUGGGUUUUCUGGACAGGUUUGAUAGUAGCUGGUCUUUCAUUCCUGUUAUUGGCCUUUCUUCCAGAGACUUAUGGUCCAGUGAUACUGAAAUGGCGCGCCAAACGUCUGCGCGAGGACACUUCCGACCACAGUAUCUAUGCCGCUCUUGAAGUGGAGUAUAAAGGUGUCAGACAACUGCUCACCGUAACUCUCUGGCGGCCACUCAAUAUGCUCUUGUUUGAGGCCAUCGUGCUUUUCAGCUCCCUCUACACCGCUCUUGCCUAUGCCCUCUUCUACACCACAUUCGAGGCCUUUCCAUUGAUAUUCACUGGCAUAUACGGCAUGACCCCAGGGGUAGCUGGGCUGGCUUACGUCCCCAUGUUUAUUGGCGGCAUCUUCGCUUUCGUAGCCUUCACUCAAUACGACACUAUCUUCUUGCGGGCCCAGCGGGCCUCAAAGCCAUGGUCGCAAGUAGAAGAAUACCGCCGUCUGCCUCUUGCGUGCCUCGGUGGUCCCGCAUACGUGGUCUCACUCUUUUGGAUUGGCUGGACAGCUCACCGCCAAAUUCAUUGGAGCGUGCCUAUGGUAGCCGGUAUUUUCUUCGGAUUCGGCUACAUGCUCAUCCUGAUGGCGCUGCUCAAUUAUAUCACUGACGCGUAUGAGAUCUAUGCUGCAAGUGGAAUGGCAGCUGCUAGCUUCUCACGCUCCAUAUUGGGUGCAUUAUUGCCAAUCGCCGCUAAGCCGAUGUAUGAACAUCUGGGAAUCGCCUGGGGUAAUUCCCUGCUUGCAUUCUUCAGCCUUGGCAUGUGUGUCAUCCCGUUCGCAUUCAUAAGGUACGGCGACAGCAUUAGAGCAAAUUCCAAAAUUUGCAGCGAGCUUAAAGAGAGGGAGCGUCCCAUAAGCAUGGGAGUUCCGCACGCCUCCGAACUUACUGCAGACUUUCAUGCUGUAGGGGAGUGCGCGAACAUACCUGACAACGAUCUGGAAGUCAGGACUGUGGGGCUAAUCACUGCUUGA
Bacidia gigantensis is the source of this 1344-nucleotide messenger RNA. RefSeq lists its product as uncharacterized. Gene Ontology annotation, biological process: transmembrane transport. Lineage: Eukaryota; Fungi; Ascomycota; Lecanoromycetes; Lecanorales; Ramalinaceae. The coding region runs from base 1 to 1344 and encodes 447 amino acids. Gene Ontology annotation, molecular function: transmembrane transporter activity. The transcript has 3 exons. The record is from RefSeq and is a predicted model, not a curated record.